GCGCCGGGUGUUACAUGGAGGGUCUCUGAGUCAACACAGUGGUGGUGUGAGUGGCGGCAACAACAGUACUCUAGCUAAAACAAAUAUGACAACAAAUCGACCAAGGGUUCAAGUUCUGUAUCUUCCAGAUGAAGAGAGUGACGAGCUGAAAAUUACUCCGUUGGGGUCUGGUCAAGAGGUUGGACGAUCAUGUCACUUCUUAGAAUUCAAAGGCAAAAAAGUCUUGCUGGACUUUGGCAUCCAUCCUGCACUGACUGGAAUGAGUGCUCUGCCCUUUGUUGACCAUAUUGAUCCUGAACAAAUAGACUUGAUGCUUGUGUCGCACUUCCAUCUGGACCAUGCUGGUGGCUUGCCGUGGUUUUUGAUGCGAACACGCUUCAAAGGACGUUGCUUCAUGACUCAUCCAACUAAAGCAAUUUACAAGUGGCUUCUCUCUGAUUACAUUAAAGUUAGUAACAUUGCCACUGAGCACAUGCUGUACUCAGAGAGUGACCUUGAAGCUUCCCUUAACAAAAUUAAUGUGAUUAACUUCCAUGAAGAGAAGGAGGUACAUGGCAUCAAGUUUUGGUGCUAUCACGCAGGACAUGUUCUCGGUGCUGCAAUGUUUAUGAUUCAGAUUGCUGGUGUAAAGAUCCUCUAUACUGGUGACUUUUCAAGGCAAGAGGACCGUCACCUUAUGAUGGCAGAAAUACCACAGAUUCGACCAGAUGUUUUGAUGAUUGAGUCAACAUAUGGAGUCAGCAUUCAUGAACCCCGUGAGAGUAGAGAAUCACGCUUCACUACAACAGUUCAUACAAUUGUAGGCCGAGGAGGCCGCUGUCUAAUACCUGUAUUUGCUCUUGGCCGAGCACAGGAACUUCUAUUGAUUUUGGAUGAAUAUUGGCAACUACACCCUGAGUUACAUGAGGUACCCAUCUAUUAUGCCUCAGCUCUUGCCAAGAAGUGCAUGAGUGUCUAUCAAACUUAUACACAUGCUAUGAAUGAAAGGAUUCAGCGACAGAUAUCUAUCAGUAAUCCUUUUCAGUUCAAGCAUAUUUCAAACCUAAAGGGGAUGGACCAGUUUGAGGAUAUUGGGCCAUGUGUCAUUAUGGCUUCACCAGGUAUGAUGCAGAGUGGACUUUCUCGGGAAUUAUUUGAAAUGUGGUGUCCUGAUCCUAAAAAUGGAGUCAUAAUUGCAGGUUACUGUGUGGAAGGUACAUUGGCCAAAGAAAUAUUAAAGGAGCCAGAGGAAGUGACUACUAUGUCAGGUCAGAGAUUACCAAUGAAGUGUUCUGUUGAAUACAUCUCCUUCUCUGCCCACACUGACUUUGAGCAGACUUCACACUUCAUCCGUACUAUUCGACCUCCAAAUGUGGUUUUGGUGCAUGGAGAAAUGACAGAAAUGUCACGUUUGAAGGCAGCCCUUGAGAGAGAAUACGAAGGUAGCACAGAAAAUCCUGUAAAAGUGUUCAACCCGAAGAAUCUUGAGACUGUCACAUUUCACUUCAGGGGGGAGAAAAUGGCUAAGGUAAUGGGAGAACUUGCUGUUAAUAAACCCAAAGAGAAUGGCGUAGUUUCUGGUAUUUUGGUUAAACGGAACUUCAACUGUCAUAUCAUUUCUCCCAAAGAAUUAGGCAAGUACAGUGAACUCUCGGUGUCUACCAUUAGUCAGAGAACCAGCAUCCACUACACUGGAUCUUGGCAGCUGCUUCACUACCUCUUAGCCUCCAUGUAUGGCAGCAUUGAGGCUAUUGCUUCUGACAGUUCUGAGAACACAAGUCUCCGAGUAUUUGAUGCUGUUACUAUUGUUCAGGAGCCACCAGUUGUGGUACUAGAAUGGGUUGCCAGUCCAACAAGUGACAUGUAUGCUGAUGCUGUAAUGAAGGUGAUUCUUAAGGCACAAGAGCUAGAUAGCAGUUCCAUCUCUGUGCCAUCAGUCACAAGUGCAGUGUUUGACAAGAUGCACUUCAAGGAGUGUUUAAUAGAGUUAUUCCAAGAAAUGUUUGGGGAAGACUCUGUGCCCAAGAUAUUUAAAGGUGAAAAGCUCUACGUGGAUGUCAACAACAUUAAGGCGAAUAUUGAUCUUUCCUCUUUGAGAGUAACGUGUGAAAGUGAAAAACUACAGAGAAUUGUUCAAACAGCUGUAACAAAACUGUUUGAAUCCUUAGCACCCGUUACAGUUGGUGUAAAAAAAUAAAAAAACUCUAUAAUACAGCAUUUAUGAAGUUGUGCAUUUUGUAUAAUGAAAUACUAUAGUUGACCGGAAACUGCAUAGUACAGAUAAGUUAACUUUUAUUUAAUUAUUAAUACGCUUUUCCUAAUUAAACUGUUUCUCUCUUGGAAAUAAUGGUUGUCUACACAAUACUGUACACUGAAAAUGAAAUAUAAUUAUUGUGCACUGUUUGGUAUGGGUUUAGCCAGGGAUAAUUAAGCACUACCUAUCAUAUCUCAGAGUGACUUCCAGAGGUACAGUCACUGGAUGGGAGUUGUAUGUGUGUGUGUGUCCAUACUAUGAAACCUGCACAAUUAGGCAUGCAUACAGUGCUCUCAACUAAUGACUAAAUCUCUGGUAGCCACCCAAGUGACCCAAGGAUAUGACAAGUGGUGCUUAAACACACCUGGAAUACAUUCAAGGGCAAAACUGCUGGAUAAUAUGUUCAUACCCUUUAACACCGAGGAUAAUGUUAGAGUAAUACUGUAUUGCAGUUCACUGUCAAUAAUUUUCCCAAUUAUGUUUUAAGAAAAUAUGUACUAGUUAAAAUAUAGAUUCUUAUGAA
Messenger RNA from Homarus americanus (American lobster), 2756 nucleotides. RefSeq names its product cleavage and polyadenylation specificity factor subunit 3-like (gene Cpsf73). The coding region runs from base 86 to 2176 and encodes 696 amino acids. Gene Ontology annotation, molecular function: 5'-3' exonuclease activity; RNA endonuclease activity; RNA binding. Lineage: Eukaryota; Metazoa; Arthropoda; Malacostraca; Decapoda; Nephropidae. Gene Ontology annotation, biological process: mRNA 3'-end processing by stem-loop binding and cleavage. The record is from RefSeq and is a predicted model, not a curated record. Gene Ontology annotation, cellular component: mRNA cleavage and polyadenylation specificity factor complex. The transcript is spliced from 14 exons.